Laccaria bicolor S238N-H82 is the source of this 501-nucleotide messenger RNA. RefSeq lists its product as uncharacterized. Lineage: Eukaryota; Fungi; Basidiomycota; Agaricomycetes; Agaricales; Hydnangiaceae. The transcript is spliced from 2 exons. The record is from RefSeq and is a predicted model, not a curated record. Bases 1 to 501 code for a protein of 166 amino acids.
AUGUCCCUCAAGUUCAUCAAAGUAGCAGCGCUCGUGGGCUCAAGCAUCUCGUUUGGCGGCAACUUCUACAUCUCCGCCUUCGCGAUCCCAGCGAUGCUCUCUCCCUGUAGCUACAAAGCCGAAGGACAAGGAGUUGUCCUUCCUGCAAAGGUUUUACAAAUGCAAUGGCAGCACGUCUACGACACCGGCAAGCGCUUCUUCCCAUUGCUUAUCGUGGGGACCUCUGCGCUCUACCUGUACCUCGCAUACAAUGUUCCCGCCGAGGCCCGCCCACUGUACCUCUUAGCCGCUUGCUGUGGAGUGAGCAUCGUGCCAUAUACGCUCGCGGUUAUGAUGCCCAACAUCAAAAGGAUCCAGGGUGAGAUCAAGGAGGAAGAUACGCAGGUCGGGCUGAGGUUGAGGGAUGACAUUAAGACGUGGAGCAGGAUGAACUGUGGACGCGCAGUGCUGCUGGGCGUGGCUUUCUUGGCAGGAGCUUGGGCGGCGGUGGACAGUUCGUAG